AUGGCUUCAACAAAUGAUAAUAUAGAUGGAGAGAAUUUUAAGUGGACCAACGAGUACGUGGUGCUCUUUUGUGAGAUUUUUAUCAAAUAUAUUCGAAAGCAUAGGUGUGGGUUAAUGAAAUGGAAAGAAAUUAAAGAACAGUUUGAAGCUAUCGCCAAACGGAAAAUUGUACAUAGAAGUUUAAAGAAAGAGUGGGAUGCUAUGAAAAAGGAAUGGAGAACUUGGAAGGAACUGAAACAUGAAGAAACUGGUUUAGGGUGGGAUCUUAAUACACAUAACAUUAGUGGCUCCGAUGGAUGGUGGGAGAAAAAAUUCAAGGAGAACUCAGUCUAUAAAAAAUUUCGUAAUAAAUCCAUAGAUCCUGCAAUGAACGAUUUAUGGUCUAGGAUAUUUCAAGAUUGCUAUGCAAAUGCUGUAGGGCCAUUUGGGUAUGGUAUAGCACAGGGAGUGAGGAGAAGCAGAUCAGGAUUGAUGUGUGGACUCCAAGGAGGUCAAAUUGGACUGAGGAGGAGCACAGCAGCAGCAGUUUUGCAGAGGCAGCAGUGA
This is a messenger RNA of Ipomoea triloba (trilobed morning glory), 546 nucleotides long. RefSeq lists its product as uncharacterized. Lineage: Eukaryota; Viridiplantae; Streptophyta; Magnoliopsida; Solanales; Convolvulaceae. The transcript has 3 exons. Bases 1 to 546 code for a protein of 181 amino acids. The record is from RefSeq and is a predicted model, not a curated record.